CGCUCAACGCCAGCAGCCGCAGCGACGACGACGACGACGAUGGCGGACGCCGACAUCGAGACGGUCUCCAUUCUCGGCAAGGCCUCCAUCCACUGUGGCUUCCACCUCGUCCCUCACAUCGCCUCCACCGUCUUGGCCUCUCUGCCCUCGUCAACUUACGUUCUCCUCACCGACUCGCACAUCGCGCCUCUCUUCCUGUCAUCUUUCCUCUCGGAGUUUGAUGCCCAGAUCAAGGAUCGCGGAUUGGCUGGCAAAACGCGGUUUCUAAGCCAUGUAAUCCCCCCGGGUGAAGGCUCGAAAAGCCGGGAGGGCAAGGCGGAAAUCGAAGACUUUCUGCUGGCGCAGAAGUGCACGAGAGAUACCGUUCUUCUCGCGCUCGGAGGAGGGGUGAUAGGCGACUUGGUCGGCUUUGUCGCGGCUACCUUCAUGCGAGGAGUUCGAUUCGUCCAAAUCCCGACCACGCUCCUAGCUAUGGUCGAUUCCUCAGUGGGCGGCAAGACCGCAAUCGACACCCCGCACGGGAAGAACCUCAUCGGUGCCUUCUGGCAGCCUGAAUUCAUCUUCAUCGACGCUGCCUUCCUCGAAACGUUGCCUGCACGCGAGUUCUCGAACGGCAUGGCUGAAGUCGUCAAGACAGCCGCCAUCUGGUCCGAGUCGGACUUUGACCUCCUCGAAUCGCGCCCCUCCGAAAUCUUCGCCGCCAUCCAGACGCCCUCUUCCCACUUCGCCGGACGCACGCUCGCCACGCGCUCCGAGGCCCAAAACCUCCUGUUGUCCGUCAUCAAAGGCUCGAUCGGCGUCAAGGCGCACAUCGUCACCGUCGACGAGCGCGAGACCGGUCUGCGCAACCUCGUCAAUUUCGGGCAUACGAUCGGGCACGCAAUCGAGGCCGUGCUCACACCCGCCGCGCUGCACGGUGAAUGCGUCAGCGUCGGCAUGAUCCUGGAGGCGGAGGUUGCGCGCUCGUUGGGCGUCCUGGGCCAAGUGGCGGUAGGCCGGUUGACGCGGUGCCUGAAGGCGUACAACCUUCCCGUAUCGCUGAGCGACCCGCGCAUCACCUCCAUACCCGCCGCACGAGGCCUGAGCGUCUCGCGACUGCUCGACAUCAUGCGCAUCGACAAGAAGAACGCCGGGAACGAGAAGCGGAUCGUGCUCCUGUCCCGCAUCGGCAAGACCUACGAGGAAAAGGCGACGGCCGUCAAGGACGACGUGAUCGCGAAGAUCCUGUGCGACGCCGCGAAGGUGGUCCCGGCGCGCCCGGCGCAUGACCCGGUGCAGAUGGCGACGCCGGGAUCCAAGAGCAUUUCGAAUCGCGCGCUCGUGCUGGCGGCGUUGGGGCGGGGCACGUGUCGGCUGCGGAACCUUCUGCACUCAGACGAUACGCAGGUGAUGAUGGCUGCUCUUCAGGAAUUGAAGGGUGCGAAAUUCAGCUGGGAGGAUGGUGGAGAGACACUCGUGGUCGAAGGCGGCGCCGGAUCACUCUCCGUUCCGCCCAAGGGCAAAGAGCUUUACCUCGGCAAUGCGGGUACCGCUGCGCGCUUCCUCACCACCGUCUGCACGCUCGUCUCAUCGUCGGCCGCGUCCGACCUUACUACCGUCAUCACUGGCAACGCGCGCAUGAAGCAGCGGCCCAUCGGUCCUCUGGUUGACGCCCUGCGCGCGAACGGUAGCACGAUCGACUAUAAGGAGAGCACGGGCUGCCUGCCGCUCUCUAUAGCGCCCGCUGGGCUCAAGGGCGGCCGGAUCCAGCUGGCGGCGUCGGUGUCGAGUCAAUACGUCUCCUCGAUUUUGCUCUGCGCGCCGUACGCGCAGGAGGCUGUCACGCUCGAGCUGACGGGCGGGCAGGUGAUCAGCCAGCCGUACAUCGACAUGACGAUCGCCAUGAUGCGUACCUUCGGUGUCGUCGUCCGGCGUCUCUCCGACGCGUCCGGGAAGUUGCUAGACGUGUACGAGAUCCCGAAGGGCGUGUACGCGAACCCGGAGGCGUACGCGAUCGAGAGCGACGCAAGCAGCGCGACGUACCCGCUCGCGAUCGCCGCGAUCACGGGCACGACGUGCACGAUCGCAAACAUCGGCUCUGCGUCGCUGCAAGGCGACGCGCGUUUCGCGAAGGAGGUCUUGGAACCGAUGGGAUGCACCGUGGUGCAGACGGAGAGCGAGACGACGGUGACCGGUCCGCCGGUCGGCGAGCUGCACGCGCUGGGACUGGUUGACAUGGAGCCGAUGACCGACGCGUUUUUGACGGCGAGCGUGUUGGCCGCCGUCGCCGUCAAGCCACCGCUGAGCGGGAGGAAGCUGGGGGAUGGGAGCAGGGACACGACGACCAGAAUUGUGGGAAUCGCGAACCAGAGGGUGAAAGAGUGCAACCGAAUCCGGGCGAUGAUCGACCAGCUCGCGAAGUUUGGCGUAGAAACUAAGGAGCUAGAUGACGGGCUGGAGGUGUACGGCCGUCCGCUCCCAGAACUACGCGAGGGCGUGAGCGUGCACUGCUAUGAUGACCACCGCGUCGCGAUGGCGUUCAGCGUGCUUGGUUCCGUCGUGCGCGACACCGUACUGGAGGAGAAGCGAUGCGUCGAGAAGACCUGGCCGAAUUGGUGGGACGACCUCCAGAACAAGAUCGGCUUGCAGGUGGAGGGCGUAGACCUCGCGGCGGAAACCGCGCACACCUCGGUCGCCAACAGUGGCACGCCUUCACCCCAGCCAGCGCCCUCCGUGGUGAUCAUCGGCAUGCGCGGCACAGGCAAGACCUACAUCGGCGAGCUCGCCGCCAAGACGCUCGGCUGGCCGUGCAUCGACGCCGACGUCUACUUCACGCAGCACUUCGGCCAGGGCGUGCGCGAGUUCGUGCACGAGAAGGGCUGGCCCGCGUUCCGUGCCGCGGAGACGGAGGUCCUCCAGCUCCUUCUCCAAAAGUACCCCAGUGGCCACGUGCUGAGCCUCGGCGGUGGAAUAGUGGAGACGCCCGCGGCGUGCGAGGUGCUCAAGGCGUACAAGAAGGUCGGCCCGGUGGUGCACAUCGUGCGCGACAUCGACGAGGUGGUCGAGUACCUGACGCAGGAGUCCGCGCGUCCGCAGUACGGCGAGCCGAUCACGGACGUGUACGCGCGCCGCAAGCCGCUUUUCGCAGAGUGCUGCAACUACGAGUUCAUCAACCACACCGGAUCGCUCACCAAGCCGGCGACGGAGCUGCGGAACCUUCCUUCGGAUGGGCUCCGGGCGGAGGUCGACCGGUUCUUCAACCACGUCACGGGUCAGCGCCCGAACUUGGCCCCGCCCGCGAGCAAGGAUCAUAGGCUUUACUUCCUCUCGCUGACGUACCCGGACGUGACGCCCGCGCUGGCGCACAUGGACGCGCUCACGGAAGGCGUGGACGCUGUCGAGCUACGCGUGGAUCUACUUCGACGCCCGCAGGACAUCGGCUCCGCGCAGCCGGGCUAUAUUCCGCCCGUGGCAUACGUCGCGGACCAGCUCGCCGCGCUCCGUAGAGCGACGUCGCUGCCUGUUGUGUUCACGGUGCGGACCGCGUCUCAGGGUGGCGCCUUCCCGGAUGACGCCGAAAAGGAGGCGUUCGAGCUCGCGGACCUCGCGCUGCGGCUCGCGGCCGAGUACGUGGACGUCGAAAUUUCGUGGUCGGAGGAUCGUAUCCGCGACCUGGCAACGCGCAAGGGCCACUCGCAGAUCAUCGCGUCCUGGCACGACUUCAGCGGGAACAUGACGUGGUCCGCGGUCGACACGCUGCGGAAGCACGACAGGGCGCACGCGCUGGGCGAUAUCGUCAAGCUCGUCGGGUUCGCCGAGACCUUGGAGGACAACUUUGCGCUGCACGACUUUGUGGCGAGGCGGAGCGCGGCGCCGGGCGCGAAGCCGAUCAUCGCGCUCAACAUGGGCACGGAGGGACAGAUGUCGCGCGUGCUCGGCGGAUGGAGCUCGUUCAGCCCCGUGACGCACGCGUUGCUGCCCAGCCGCGCGGCGCCGGGCCAGCUGACGUUCGCCCAGGUGCAGACGGCGCUGCACCUGCUCGGGCAGCUCCCCGCGCGGCGGUUCUACCUGCUCGGGAACCCGAUCGCGCACUCGCCCUCGCCCGUGCUACACAACACCGGCUUCGCCGUCCUGGGGCUCCCGCACCGGUACGCGCUUUUGCAGACGGCGACGGUGGACGAGGAGGAGGUGAGGGCUGCGAUGCGCGCGGCGGACUUUGGCGGGGCGUCGGUGACGAUCCCGUUCAAGCGCGAUAUCAUGGCGGAGCUCGACGAGCUGUCGGAGCACGCGAAGGCGAUCGGGGCGGUGAACACGGUCGUCGCCCGCGCGCGGCCGGACGGGACGCGGUACCUGUUCGGCGACAACACGGACUGGCUCGGGAUCCGGGCGUGCGUGCGGGCGCGGCUCGCGGGCGCGGCCGUGCCCGAGGCCGGGCUCGUGAUCGGCGCCGGGGGCACGGCGCGCGCGGCGAUCUACGCGCUGCGCGGCUUGGGCGUGAAGACGGUGUACGUCUACAAUCGCACGCGGGCGCGGGCGGAGGCGGUCGCUCGCGGGUUCGAGUUUGCGGGGACCGAGGCCGAGACCGAGAUCGGGGUCGUGGACGUGCUCGGGCGGUGGUCGGCCGCGGCGCCGGGGGUCGUCGUUGGCACCGUGCCCGCGUCGGCGACGACGCUCGAUCCGGCGGCGAGGGACGCGGAGUUUUUGCCGAGCGCGAUCUUCGAGCGGGAGGAGGGCGGGGUGGUGAUCGAGAUGGCGUACAGGCCCGCGGAGACGCCGCUGCUCGCGCUCGCGCGGCGGCAGGGCGGGGAGCGGUGGAAGACGGCGGUGGGCGUGGACGUGCUGCUCGAGCAGGGGUACGAGCAGUUCGAGAUGUGGACGGGGAGGAGGUGUCCGAGGCGCCCGGUCGCGGAGGCGGUAUGGGCGAAGUACACGGCGGAUUCGUAAGUUCCAAAGGGGCGGGGCAAAGUUCAACCUUUUCCCUCCCUCCUCCAAUGAAAAACCGGCGUUCUUGUUUUAUCAUACGCACGUUGUAUACGCGACGAGCUCACAAUCAG
Messenger RNA from Punctularia strigosozonata HHB-11173 SS5, 5033 nucleotides. RefSeq names its product Pentafunctional AroM protein. The record is from RefSeq and is a predicted model, not a curated record. Gene Ontology annotation, molecular function: 3-dehydroquinate dehydratase activity; shikimate kinase activity; 3-dehydroquinate synthase activity. Gene Ontology annotation, cellular component: cytoplasm. The transcript has 6 exons. NCBI's taxonomy places the organism in Eukaryota, Fungi, Basidiomycota, Agaricomycetes, Corticiales, Punctulariaceae. The coding region runs from base 40 to 4923 and encodes 1627 amino acids. Gene Ontology annotation, biological process: chorismate biosynthetic process; aromatic amino acid biosynthetic process.